UAAGAUGAUGCACAGGUGAUAUCUGCAUCAGCGAUUCCAUCUUUCUUGUAAAUUUUAGUCAUCUUUCUUAAAAUGAAUUCUUUCAAUAACAAGACACCGGCAUAUAUGUAUGCCAAAGGUUUCAAGCUUGACAAAUUUCUUGGAAAUUUACAGGCUUACAAAAUUGCUACAGGUCAAGUGAACAAGAAUGAACUAAAGAAUAUCUCCGAAAGAUUUGGAUCUGAUGAAGGUGCAGUAUUUGGAACUCUUAUAGCAAAUGCUUCCAGUAGCUCAAAAAUAGAAGGGAAAAUAGGGCAACCACCAGCAAAGAGAAGGAGAAGGAAAAGAAGAAAGCAAAACAAAGAAGAAAGGGAUGAGGAAAGUUCUGAUCCCACUGUAUCAAAGUCAAAUUCAGGUUCUCUUCCUUUGACUUUAGAUGAACCACUGGCCAUCCCACUGGCACUAUUAGCAUACAAAGACUGUGACUCAUCAGAUGAUGAUGUCAACAAUUUUAAAGAUACACAGAAGGAUGGACAUUCUUCAAGUACAACUGACGAGGGUGAUGACUCUGAUGAGGGUGAAACUGACUUUUUUGGACUGAAUUCUAACCAAAAGGAAAUCAAAAGCUCAAAAUCUAAAAAUUCACCUAAAACAGGUGGUGAAAGUUCAAACAGAUACACAACUACUAAGAGCCAGGAGAAGGAGGAAAAAAGACAGCUGAAACCAGUUAAUCAUACAGAAAAUAAGAUGCAGGUGUGGGAUAAAACAAAGUUUAAAUACAAAGAACAAAGCAGCAUCUUAUCAAGCUACAAAUGCUGGAGAUGCAGACGUGUUGGUCACCUACCACAAGACUGUACAGUGUGGACUUUCAGCUCAGCAGUUGGAUCCACUGGGCAGCAUAGUGAAUUUCCAUACAGCUGCAAUAAUGGUCAGCAGAAAACUUCACAGGGGCCAUUUUACUCCAGCUCAUUAAAAGAAUAUUAUAAAAGAUGUCAAAAGCUUCGUGAAUCAAAAGAUGCAAAGUGUAGUGACUGUGGUGUGAGGUCAAACCUGGCAUACUGUUUUGAAUGUGGAUUAAUUUUAUGUGAUGGCCGCGGACAUCUUAUCGAUCAUCUAAUGGAGUAUCCCAGUCAUACGAAACUUUACUCCUACAAACUUCAGAGACAGAUUAAGUGCUGUAAGUCAACUUGUGAGGUGUUGGACGCCACUCAGCUGUUAAUGUGUUCUUCGUGUCUUGAUAGAGUGUUUACAAGUCAUUACUCCAUGAUUAACGCAACCUGGUCUAGGACUGGACUGAAAGCGCUUCCCAAUACUCUUGCAUGUGAGCAGCAUUUUCACUGGCAUCGAAUGAAUUGCGCUAAUCCUACCGGAGAGGUCCUGGUGACGAGAGAAAAGCUGGAGAAUAAUAGAGCGAGAGGCGACGGACUCCUGAGUGAAUUUUAUAUCUAAUCAUAUUUCGGAUAAAGGAGAAAGAAUACAACAAAGAAAAGAGAAAAAGGAACGGUUUCUCUUAAAAAAAAGAAGAGAACCAAAAGAGGAGACACCCGGUUAAGAUGACCGUUACAAGGAAGGAUUACCUGAUGGAGAAUGACAUUGCAUAGACAAUGAAGAAUUUACCCACGUUAACUAAAGGAGAAAAAACGAUUGGUUGGUAAGGGACUUUAAGAGAGGAAGUAUUGAAAAAUAUCUUGUCUCCAAGGAGAGGAAAAGGUUAGACCUCAGGAAUUCGUAAGGACACUUUUGUCUCCAGGCCAAGGGAGAAAAAGAAAUACUAUACAAACAAAAGACUGUUACCCAAGGGAGAAAGAGCACUGGGAAGAAAACUGUAACCUCCACUCUGGGAAGUAUUUCAUUGAAUCUUUGUAACCGAACUCCCUUAAGCUACGUCAUACCACGCACAUAUCUAUGUUAGAGAAUAAAGACUAACAGCAAACAAAUAAAAAUGUGACUG
Molecule: messenger RNA, 1930 nt
Organism: Stylophora pistillata
Lineage: Eukaryota; Metazoa; Cnidaria; Anthozoa; Scleractinia; Pocilloporidae
Molecular function (GO): nucleic acid binding; zinc ion binding
Source: RefSeq, a predicted model, not a curated record